UCGAUUGUUAAGGCAUGUGCCUCCCACGUUUUUUGUAAACAAACCAACAAUAAUUUAAAGGUUCUUAAAAUGGGGGCAUUGGCAGAGCUAGCUGGCGAUGAGAAAAACGGCGAGGGCUCGCGUACUUUUGUGUUUAGCAACGAGGGACACACGCUGGGCAAUGCACUGAAAACCAUUAUAGCCCGCUAUCCAGAGGUGGAUUUCUGUGGCUACACCAUUCCCCAUCCCACCGAGCAGAAGCUGCACUUUCGCAUUCAAUCCCACCGAGAUCGAGCCAUCGAUAUACUCAAAAGGGGACUGGAGGAUUUGGAGAAACUAUGUGAUCAUACAAUUGAUACUUUUGUAAAGGAGAUGUCUAAUUUUAAUGCUGUGAAGGUGGAGAAUACAUAAAUGAUUAUAUAUAGGGACUACAAUCUA
Molecule: messenger RNA, 417 nt
Organism: Drosophila rhopaloa
Lineage: Eukaryota; Metazoa; Arthropoda; Insecta; Diptera; Drosophilidae
Gene: l(2)37Cg
Product: probable DNA-directed RNA polymerases I and III subunit RPAC2
Exons: 2
Coding region: 70-390 (106 amino acids)
Biological process (GO): DNA-templated transcription
Cellular component (GO): RNA polymerase I complex; RNA polymerase III complex
Molecular function (GO): DNA binding; DNA-directed RNA polymerase activity; protein dimerization activity
Source: RefSeq, a predicted model, not a curated record